AUGCGGAGUUCACCACAUCGUCCUCGACGAAAUCAUCGGGGAGGACCAGCUCUCUAUAACAUGUUUCAAGAGUUCUAGUAAGUAAUGAUUAUAAAUUUAUCUGAUUCUUAUGUGAAAUAUAUUUAAUUUAAAAUUUUCAGCCCCUUCAAUUUCGACAUGACUGUUGCCCCACCAGAUCGUCUGGUCCACCUCGACUUUAAAGAGAAAAUGAGCGCCGAAGAAGGCUUGGACCCACUUCUUCAAUUGGUGGAGCUUCGUCGUCCAAUUUUGCAGGAUUCGGUGAAUCCUCUUCCUUUGCUUUUUUCGUUUAUUCGAUUGUUACUUUACAACAUAAAUGAUUGA
This is a messenger RNA of Bursaphelenchus xylophilus (pine wood nematode), 342 nucleotides long. NCBI's taxonomy places the organism in Eukaryota, Metazoa, Nematoda, Chromadorea, Rhabditida, Aphelenchoididae. The record is from the annotation of a GenBank genome assembly.